Miscanthus lutarioriparius is the source of this 585-nucleotide messenger RNA. The record is from the annotation of a GenBank genome assembly. Lineage: Eukaryota; Viridiplantae; Streptophyta; Magnoliopsida; Poales; Poaceae.
AUGUCGUCGGAGUACAUGGACACCAGCGAGGGGACCGAAAACCAUGAUGGCCGACGUCUACAGCUUCGCCGUGGUGGUGCUGGAGGUGGUGACCGACACGAUGGCUGUGGACGGGAGAUUGCCGGAGGUUCUUCUCAUCAGGAAGGUCCAGCGUCCAGCUCUUUGAGGUUUGAGCAGCUGGCGGCUUGGCGCCACACAUAUGUGGAGUCCGCCGCGCUCACGCUCGCCAUGGUCGCCGUGCGAACGUCCGCUGAAGGAGGCGACGGGGGCACAGGGCCAUCCGGAUGCUCGGAGCCGCAGCCGCCCGCGUCGAUGGAGGUCGCGGCGCCGCCAAGAAACAGCGGAACAACGACGACGAGUUCACACUCCUCACCGCAGCCGUUGCCUCCUGGGAGCGAAACGGCCGAGCCCUGGGCCUCUCGGGCGCCAGACAUGGCCGAGCUGUUCGAAUCCAUUAGGGAGUUCAUCUCCCUGCACAUCAUGGUGUACUACAAGAUUAAGCGUCUGAAGAGCAAGUUCCAGCACUCGCAUGGGCACGGGCUCCGCCAUUAUUGCGUGCACCCGCACAGAUCGAUCUAUCGAUGA